AGGCGUGGGAGGGAAAGGGGAAUGGCCUAAACGGGGUAGCCGGCGGCUCGGGACGGCACGACACAGCACAGCUCUGCUGGGGCAGCCACCGGCGUCCUGCCGCUGAGAUGGAGCCGCGAAGCUGUGGAUUUCUGUUACUGCUCCUUCACAUCUUGAGAGCUGUUAUUGCACUGGAGGAGAAGAUCAUCACCAGUAAACCUGGAGACAAUGUUACACUGAGUUGCAUUUAUCAAGGAAAAGAAUUACACUUAAAAAAUCUACGGGUAUAUUGGCAAAUAGCUGAUGAUCAAGAAGACUGUACAGUUGUACAUGCACUGAUCUCUGGUCAAGACAAUGAAAGUGAACAGUGUAUUCACUUUAAAAACAGGACUCAGUUAUUCUGGGAUAGAUUGGAAAAAGGCGAUUUUUCCCUGCUACUACUAAAUGUCAGCCAGAGUGAUAAACAUAGGUACAAAUGUGUAGUACUGCAGAAAACCGAAUAUACCAGAGUGAUUCAUCAGGCAGAAGUGGUCCUCAGAUUAGCAGCUAGUUAUAGCCAACCCAUACUCAGUGGACCCAUAAGAAACAGUGACAGCACUGAAGAGGAGGUGACUUUCAGCUGCAGGUCUGGCAAUGGAUACCCAGAACCCAAUGUUUAUUGGAUAAAUAAAACGGACAACAGCCACCUGCCUCCGUCAGAGCUAAAGAUCAGCCGCCACACCGAUGGCACUUACAGUGUUUUUAGCACACUGAAGGUCAAAGCCACUUCUAACAUGCAAAUAGAGUGCUCCAUAGAAAAUAGAAUACUUCAGGAAAAUCUGUCAGCCAACUACACACAGCAGAAGCAAAGCAAUGGUUCUAGCAUAGAAAGUCACAAAAACCUGGAAAAAAGCAGACGACGUGCUCAAGCAGCUGGCAUAAUUUCCAUUGUCCUUCUGAUAGGUCUUCUAGCUGUUAUAGCCUGCUGGCUGAGGAGACGGAGGUCCUCUAAACCAGUAUCCUACACAGAUGUCCAACCAAAUGAAGACAAAGGAGGACUCAACUCACCCAUCUAAAUGGAAAGUCUGCCAACAAUUCGGGCAGCUAGAGAUGUGUCAAGAGAAGCGUCACCCUCUAACUCAGCGGCAGCGUUGCUUGUAAUACAAGUGACAGAUUUCUGCAGUGUGCACUGAGAGAGAUGGCAAAGCAAAAAGCUUCUCCAACACAAGAGACAGCAAAAUCUGCUGGAUUUCUGUUCCAGGCACUGGCUGUGUCCACACAACAGUUGUGUCACCACUUUGGACAGUCCUCUGCAAUAGUCUGCCAGGGUGCUGAGCUCCUGCAUAGGGGAAAGCAAUAAGCCUCGGACUUAGCCACUCUGUGCUGGAGCGCUGAAAGCUGAGGAGUGCCCACUGUCUUGUCAUCACCUUUGAGGACUUUGUGACUAGCAGAAGGGACUGCCUUUCAGGAGAACGGGAAUUUCUUGCUGCUUCUCCUUGCCCUGGCAAUGACUACCAAAUGUAAAGAAUGGCAGCUAAAAAAAAAGAAAACUGAAGGACUCUCUGCCAAGUGAGAUUUGUGACCUUUUCCACCUUUCUCUGUUUCCAGUACAUCUUUUCAUUGUCUGGUUUCACCAAAGGCAUGUUGUUGUGUACUAGGGAGAAUAUUUUGACCCAGUCCUCCGAAAAUGGAAGCUGCUGUAACAGGGAUAAGCACUGAAUAUGGUAAUGUGAGGGAACAUGCAUUCUUUAAAUGCACUUGAUGUCAACAUUUUGGUUUUCAACAAGUAUUCCACUGAAAAGGGGAAUUCCACUUUUCACAGAAGCCGGUACAUAUUGAAUGAAAGAACAGGCUGUAGAAAUAUGACCAAUUAAAAAUAGUGGUCUCUGCUAUGGUAACGUUGGGUUACCUGGAACAAAAACUGUAGUUCAGCUCUUCUUGUUUCAGCUGGUCUUUUUUAAGCACUCGCCUAUGGCUUCCAGGGAGGAUUGUAACUGAAAUAUUUGAACUGAACCUCUAACACCUCUCCCCCACCACCAAAAAUAAAAGAGCAGACUAUGCCACUAUGUUGUCUAUUAAUGUCCAGAAAGCCAAGAACUGCAAUUCCCUCAUGCCAGUGCUCAUGCCUCCCUGGGUCAGCCCUGAGUGAGUGAAAAGCAACGGGUUGAAAAUAGUGAAGCAGGAAAUUUUGCUGUUGGUAUGAGGUCUUGGAGGAGGUAUGUAUAGUAGCUCACUUGCCUAGGUGGGAUAUUUUUCCUCAUCUUGUCACAAAAGGGUGAAAAUUAUUAUUUUAAACUGAGCCAUGAAAAUACUCAUCAUCUUCUACACUAUUUGUUUGACCAAAAUUCUACCAAUUUUGUGAAUAAGUCACAGCCUUGUUUAUCCAAACCCUGCAGGGAGGAGGGCACUCUAGUGUCUACUGUGAGAUGGGACAUUUGUUUUUCUUAUCAAGAACAGCUUUCAAAUCCCAGCCAAGUGAACAUAAAUUUUAAUGCCCUGUUCUCCCAUCACACAGAAUCCAGAGCCUUUUGGCAACAGCAGCUAACUUUUGCUGAAGCGACACUCCCAAGGAAGCUGCAAGCUGGGCAGUUGUGCCAGCACCACUGCGCCAGUGUCUCAUAGGAGGGCUGCACUGGCUCAGCCUCCAUGGCAUGUAAGAGAAGGGGCAGUUUAGCUCUCACUUGAUGUAACCUAAGCCUACUCACCUAUCUGAACAGGAUAGGGAAAGUUUUUGUUUUGUCUUGUGGGUUUUGUAUUUUUGUUUUUUUGUUGUUUUUGUUUGUUUGUUUGUUUUUUGGUGUUUUUUUUUUUUAUGUAAAAAAGACAAGCUACAGCUAAAUAACUAAGCUCCCAUCUCCUGUUUAGAUUGUAACUGAGUAUAAUUGUGGGGUUUUUUAAAGACAUUGUAUCUAUUAAUGUGAAACAAGUAUAUUACAUAUUUGCUAAUCUUGAACAUCUGUAAAAAAUACUGUGUUGUAUUUAUUAAUUUCACAUUUGGCCUCUGUUGCCUUCCAAUCUACAACUAGGUAGGGCAUUUAGCUCACAGUAUUUGUCAGCUAAGAUUACCGAGGUGCCGUAAGUUACUUUAAGUAUCAGCCUUUCCUUAUCUUCUCUCAUGUCGAUUAAUGUUGUGGAGGUGUUAGGUGUUUUCUGAGUCCAUAUCUAGUCUUCAGGGAACCAUAAGGGGAAUUUGCCUGAAGAAAGCAUGCAGGCUUGCAGACACCUUAAAACUGUGAACAACAUCUGUGCACAUAUGAAAUGUAACUGUUUCCUAGGGGUUCAGCAAGGUGUCCUGCAGACAUUUCCUCACCGUCUAUCACAUGAAGUUGUUUUGUGCAGCCUCUUUGGUGCUGCUGUAACUGACAGAAACCUUUUCUAAAAUGUUUUCUACUUUUAUAUUCUGCAACUGCAAGAAGAUGUAAUGGUUUAGAGAUUUAAGAAGUGACCUAGCAGUCACUUCGCAAUAUAUUAAGCUAAUUUAGACUAGUUUUCUUACUUCUGGGCUGCUUCACAGUACAUAGCAAAUACACCUAAAUGCAACAGCCUGGUCUUGCAAAAUCCCUACUUUCAAGUUGGUUUAGGUUUCCAGCUAUUUUUGGAGGCAAGUAAAUUCCAGUUGACAGUUGUUGUUACCAUUCAAAGGACUUUGGAAUUUCAUAGUAACAGAGCUUUUGUCAUCAUGUACCAUGUUUAUGUUUCCAAUAAAAUCCAUUAGUUCUUCUGGA
Columba livia (rock pigeon) is the source of this 3683-nucleotide messenger RNA. It is a transcript of the gene ICOSLG, whose product is annotated as inducible T cell costimulator ligand. Gene Ontology annotation, biological process: regulation of cytokine production; T cell receptor signaling pathway. The transcript has 7 exons. The coding region runs from base 108 to 1034 and encodes 308 amino acids. The record is from RefSeq and is a predicted model, not a curated record. Gene Ontology annotation, molecular function: signaling receptor binding. NCBI's taxonomy places the organism in Eukaryota, Metazoa, Chordata, Aves, Columbiformes, Columbidae. Gene Ontology annotation, cellular component: external side of plasma membrane.